Molecule: messenger RNA, 1349 nt
Organism: Coregonus clupeaformis (lake whitefish)
Lineage: Eukaryota; Metazoa; Chordata; Actinopteri; Salmoniformes; Salmonidae
Product: cilia- and flagella-associated protein 97-like
Exons: 5
Coding region: 507-1349 (280 amino acids)
Source: RefSeq, a predicted model, not a curated record
UUAUGGAAAACCGAAUUUUGAUCAUAACGUCAUUACAAUAUAUUCCUUCUUAAUUCGCUCGAUUAUUUUAUGGAAAAGGGGUUUAUUGGGUUUAAUGUGUCAACUACUCUCUUGCUGCACAAAAAAAAUUGGGGUAGUUUUAGGCCUUGUGCGCAAAUUUUAGAAGUCAUUGGGCUAGACAUUUAAUCUGGACCUGGCAACCCUGCCAACAGCGUCUAGUCUGCGGAAAGCCACACUAAGAAGAAGAAGAAGAAGAAGAAGAAGAAGUUGCUUAGUUACAGUAGCUGUUCAACCCACACAUAUUUAGUCUAGCAUAGCAUCGUUUCAUGUAAUGCUAGCUAAAUAUUUUCAAUAUGCCAUGUAAAGUAACGUUACAUGGAGACUGCUUGGUUAUAACGGCAUAGACUAAAAAACAAAGCUAGCUAAUUAAGCAACUGAUUUGUCUCGAGUCAUAACUUUAGCGUGCAUGCAAGUUUUCGACCAGAGUGCUGAAGGAGACACCUGUUAUGUACAGCCCCAAAGAACUGGAGGGCGAGGUGGAUCACUCGUUUUUCGACAGUGAUUGUGACGGCAGCAGCAUUAGCAAAGAGCAGGGGAAGAGUGAAAGAAAUAGUGACAUAAGCUCUGAGGCUAGAAAGGAGCCAGACAUCCAGCCAGAGGCUCCACAGACAGAGCGGCAUAAUGGUACAGAAGGGUCCGGUGGUGGUACUAGGGACCCUAGUACUGCAGGAGUGAUACCUCAACCGAGGACAGAGGAGAAGGGUCAUGGCUUUGGGGCCGAAGACAGGAGGAACCGGUCUUCUAGCAUGUCUUCCAUUAAAUCAGAGUCGGAGGUGAAGGACGGCAGUGGUGCAGAGGAGGUAUCUAGCAUCCAUUCCAAGAGCUCCAGCGACAGCCGCAUGGCGUCAUCGGCAGAGGAGCAGGAAGAAGACGCUGAUGAUGAUGAAGAUGGCUAUCACCAGAGCCAAGAUGAAAGCGAGGAAGAGUCAAGGAGGCCACCGGGUCCCAGGUUGAUACCCGGACCUAAUGGGACACAGCACGGCAUUCCCAAGAAGCCUGUCAGAAAGCUCCACCACAGGAGCUUGUCCCUGUCUUCCACUUCAUCCGAGUCGGCGACGGAUGAGAGCUACAGCAGUGGGGAGAGCUGCUCCUCCGAGCCCUCUCACUCUGUGGACAUGGUGCAUACCGGGAAGCCCAGAGCCCUCUCUCCCCAAGCCCAGGCUCCCAACCCACCAGACAUCCGUGCCCUCCUCCCCCAGACGGAGGCCCCCCAGGCUGGGCUCGGCAGCACCCAGGAGAUGCCCCACACCACCGCCGCCCCUGGAAGAAGAGGAGGACACGGUGACUGA